Messenger RNA from Thyridium curvatum, 3075 nucleotides. RefSeq lists its product as uncharacterized. Bases 1 to 3075 code for a protein of 1024 amino acids. Gene Ontology annotation, cellular component: cytoplasm. The record is from RefSeq and is a predicted model, not a curated record. Gene Ontology annotation, biological process: response to starvation; autophagy. The transcript has a single exon. Lineage: Eukaryota; Fungi; Ascomycota; Sordariomycetes; Thyridiales; Thyridiaceae.
AUGAUACCCGGCAUGGCAGGGUCACCCGGAAACCUCAUCAGUCUCAUGGGAGAGUCGCCGCCCACUCAGCCUUCGUCCUAUGAAGACCGAGGCCUGCCCUCCGGCUGGUCAUCGCCUUCUACUCGUCCAUACCUCCAGAGCCACCCAGCCUCGGUCUCACCACCAACUUCCGGAAGACGCCCCUUGAGUUUUCAAAUGGACGGCCGUUAUCAGCAGCCCCCUGAUCUACCUUCUCACAUAGCCAUGGGCGGACCGCGGCGUAGCUCCUUACAUUCCCACAUUGCCCAGUCUCGGGGGGGCCCGAAUCCGCCGCUCCCACACCAAGCCCAACCACACUUUUAUGGCACACCCGAACUCGACUUCGAUAUGCAAUCUCAAGUCGGAAUGCGAGCUGGCGAGCGCGGCUACCACUUUGGAUUCGACACACUGCCAGCGCAGGGCGCAGCGAACGUUGUGCCUGGUACGGGUAGCGUCGUCGUGGCCGGUUACGAGGGUGGUCUUGACGUUUACUCAGUCAGCAAACGGGGGCUGGAAUCCGUGGCCACUCUGAAAGGCUUGCGUGGAGGCGUGUAUGAUGCAAAGAUCCUACCCUGGUCUCCUUCGGACUCUGGACCCGAUAUUUAUCCUCUGAUCGCUGUUGUUCUACAUGGGCCAGUACUCAAUACAGUUCCAGAGGUUCAUGUCCAGAGCGAGGACGGGGACACGGCCAGCACUCAGUCACCAGAACGAGCCUUACGCGAUGAUAUGAGUCACAAAGGCAACCUGCCCGUGGAGUUUUACCAGACUACCGUGGAAGUUCUCUCUCUGAAGACCGGGAAGUGCGUCGCUGUUCUUCUGGAAGCGCCCAAGAUUCAACUCAGCACCCCAGUUACCAGCCCUAUCUUCCAGCCGCCCCCUGUCUCGGGCGCCCUCAGCCUCAAAGCCGACAGCGGAACAAUUGCUGUAUCUUCCGGCGUGAGCGGUGAGAGCUGGAUCUACAAACAGGCGAUCAUCGCCCAGGAUCCAUUCAUCCAGUUUGUGUGCGUGGCCAAAUUGUGGACAACUCUGCAACAAUCACCCAAGAGCGAUGCACCGCAGGAUGGUGAGAGAGCCCGGAGCCCCAUGCCGAGGCAAGGCUGUCGCACCCCAAUUCUGGAUCUCAAAGGUAGAUGGAUCUCGUACUGCCCCGCCAAAGCGUCAUCUCAGAUAUCUCUACGGGCUUCAAUUCCGGUUCCAGUUAGCGGCAAGGGUCCAGGCCUGAGCGCUCUUACGCCGCCACAGCUCCCCGCUGUUACCUGUGAGCUCGACUUGCCCGGAGCCGAAAGCGUGAUGAACAAGCUCAUGCGUGACGCAACACAAGAGUUGAUCUCGGGAGCGAAAUGGGUAGGACAACAAGGGUGGCAAGCUUUCAAUACGUACUGGAAGGGCUCUGCAGCACCGCAAGCACCACGUUCUCCUCCUCUUGCGUCGCAGCAAUGGAACACCGGGUAUCCCCCAAGGCACGAUACAGCUCAGUUCCCACCGACUCACGGCGCAGUCGCUCCCCCAGUCUCGAAGGAUCCUGGACUGAUAUCCGUUAUCGAUGCGGAGGCUCUGGCUCACUCUACGAGCAUUCAUCCGCUGGCUACUUUUCCGGCUCCGCUUGGUUGUAGCUUUCUCUCGUUCUCGCCAAACGGGACCUGUCUGUUUGCUGCAAGCAGCAAAGGCGAUGUCCAGUCCGUCUGGGAUCUGCUGAGAAUCCAGCAUACCAGAAGCUCUCCUCUACAGACAUCAGCUCAGCCUGGCUCACCAACUGGUCCCAGGGUCAGGCAGAUUGCACAAUUCUCUCGCAUGACUGUGGCCCGGAUAGUGGAUGUCGCUUGGACAAGACCCCAUGGCGAACGACUAGCAAUGGUGACGGAAAGGGGUACGGUUCACAUUUUGGAACUGCCACCGAGCGCGUUCAUCUGGCCCCCUCCCCGUCGGCGCACUCGCACCCAAGAGAGCAAAGCUGUUACUAGCGAAGGCGGAGCCGGAGCCGCUUCUAUUGCUUCUAGUGCUCUGACAACUGCCAUCGGCGCGGCUAGGCCGUUGCUCACAAGGCCCCGCCGCAGCAGUUCCAACAUACCACAGUCGACGGGUGCAACCUUCCGCGAUCAGGCGAGUCAGGGCGGGAAGAUGAUCGCGGCCGGGAUCAGCCACUCUCUUGGCAAGACUGGCAGUGCUAUCAGUCAACUUCGUCACACUGGGGAAAACAGGGCCGCGCUACCAAGUAGUGCCUUGACUCCUACUCCGUCUUGUGUCACCUGGAUCACCGGGAGGCGGUACCACUCGCUCUUUGUCAUUGGUGAUGGCGUCGUCAGAACGUUCCCAACUGGUGGACGCGGCACAGUCUCGGGCUCCGGAAAAGAGGGACUGCCUCGGCUGAACCGAUACAAGGACUUCAAGCUGCCGCUUCUGUCAGAAGACCUACUAGCACCAGCUGUGAAGCGUUUUCUGGACCCUGAUGAGUACCUUGAGUUGAACGACCAAAAUGACGCUGGCGACAACACGCUGGUACUUGAGCAACGUUCUGGGACAAAGCAGCUGCAAACCUUGGCGGCAGCGCAGUCAUCGAUCCCUCAAGCCGAGAUCGAGUCCAGCGCACCGUAUCAGCCAUUCCACACUGACCGGCGCGUUGCCCUCUUCGAAUAUGAUCUGAACCAGCACACAGCGGCCCUUCAGCCCUCUGACAUCUCGACGAUGCUUGCCGACACGAGUUUGGAGGACAAAACCCUACCUGCCCGUCGAAAGCAGCAAAAGCGACAAGUCGUUUCCAAGCCAGAGACUCCGCCGACUGGAGCAUGGGUAUUUGGCCAACCCAUCAGUUCAACACGGCUUGACACCGGUCAUAUCCAGAUCUCGGAGGAGGAAUCAUUCAACAUUAGUGUCGAAGACAUGCGGGCAUUGCCAGCCUCGGCUAUGGAACGGGUCCUCCAACACGUUGGUGACAACGAAGAGCAGAUUGUUGUUACGACAAGACGAAGAAGGGGCGGCGGACGCGCGGCUGACCAGGACGAUGACGGAUUCUUCGAAGACGACUGUGAGGUUCUCGACUUUGCGGAUCAGCGUGUCUGA